Messenger RNA from Bathycoccus prasinos, 4542 nucleotides. RefSeq lists its product with no specific name. The transcript has a single exon. The record is from RefSeq and is a predicted model, not a curated record. Gene Ontology annotation, cellular component: plasma membrane. Gene Ontology annotation, molecular function: calcium-activated cation channel activity. Bases 1 to 4542 code for a protein of 1513 amino acids. NCBI's taxonomy places the organism in Eukaryota, Viridiplantae, Chlorophyta, Mamiellophyceae, Mamiellales, Bathycoccaceae.
AUGUCGUCGGGAGGCAGCGAUGUACGAACGACGACGUGCUUCGAUAAGUAUAACUUCGCAUGCGUGAAUACGAACGUUAAAGAUGCGGACGUUAUCACCGCGUUUGCGGUCUACAUCCUUCUCGCGUUUCUCCUCCUCGCAUCGUUCGGACUGCUGAGGCAUAAUAUACCCAUAUACUCUGGGAGGUGCUAUUUGAGUUCGCUGAACGUGGCUGGAAACGCGCCGCCGCCUUUGCCGAAACUUAAGCAGCGAAAAAAAGAAAACAUACUGAAGUACUGGUUUGUGCACGUGUUCGGUUGGGUGUCUCACGUCAUGAACGUUUCGGAUACCGAGUUGGUGAACUCGAGCGGACUGGACGCCUUGGUAUUUUUACGAGUCGCGCAGUUUGGAACGCAACUGUUUCUACCGAUUACCGUUUUAGGACUCAUUAUGCUGUGUCCGAUCCAUAUUUCUCAGUCGUUUUAUAUAGACUCGUUGAGAGAGACGUACGUGAAUAGUACAGAUGCGGUGAAUUCAGGUGAAAAUUAUUUGAUGGGGUUGACCAUCGCAAAUAUUGAGCCUAUGUCUGGUAUAUUUUGGGUGCACGUCCUGUUUUCCUGGCUCAUCACGUUGUAUACGCUAUGGUUAUUAAAGCAUCACUAUCGUUCUUACGAAUUUUUGAGGCAAGUGUAUGGAAGUUCCACGGGAGAGUGUAAUGUAUGGAGAACAAUGCAUUUGCCGCAAACGACUUUGCAACGUUUGUUGCAACAAGGAACGAACGAAACGGCGGAAUUUGGAAUCAACGUGCUCCAACCAAUAGAAAAACAAGAAGAAUACGACGUAGAAAAUAGGAUGAGUGGCGAUCAAGGCGGUCUUGACAAAACAAGUAGUGGGGAUGUAGGUGAUGGAUCUGUGAGAAAAGGAGUAACAAACCCAUUUUUAUCGACAGUGUCAAAAACGCUCGCUGAGAUUGCAGAUAUCGUUUCCGGGCCCAGCGAUUACGAAGAGAACGAUUAUAGUAAGUUUAGCGCAAGAAGUGAUGGUCGUGGUGGUAUUAUUGAUCAGUUGCAGACACAGCGUUCGGGAAUGUCUAAUUUUAGUACGGGAAGUGAGGGAAGAAGAAGUGCAGUCAAAAAUAAUAGCGCGAAUGUUGCCGAUGAAUCGUGGCCUAUCCUUUUAGAAGCAAUGUUAGGUCCAGGUCUAAGUAGAUCCGUGAUAUCGCCAAGAACUAGCGGAGGAGGUGAUUUUCCUACUCCGAUGUGUAGCGAAAAUAGGUUCUCAACUCCAGUGGCAUCAAUUAAUGCGGAUCCAAAUAAUUUCAAUCGAAGAUCGUCACUCCCGACGUCGCCGACUGGUACCAUGGUGGAAAAUAGCGCACAAGAAAGAAGUCAUCCUGAGAAAAAUAUCGACGACAGAGAGAACAUCAGCAGCAAGCUAAAUAGCCCUGAAUCGAAUGCAAGUCCUACAUCGGUUUCCAGCGACGCAUCCAGAGGAAGUGAAAACACGAAAAAUAGCGGAGCAAAGUUCAACAUGCCCAGAGCGUCUCUGGAUUUGCGAUUGUCAAAUUACGUCACAACGCGGCCGAAAGGUUCUGACGUAGCGAGUCGGUAUCAUAAAAGUGAGAAACAGCACCUGACGAAAAGAGAAGAAAGAGAGAGACAAAAGAGGCAGCUUUUUCAGGAGAGACAAGAGUUAGCAAAAAGAGACGAAGAAAACGACAGCGAUACUUACAGCACUAGAAAAAGAGUGAUUCCGGCACCAAUUGCGAUUCCAAGACCAACUGGCCGCGAGUCAGGAUCUGAAACGCCAGGUGAAUUAUCAACGGCGUCCUCGAUGGGUCCGCUUUCGCCUUUGUCGCCACCCGAUGCACUUGAGGCGACUCCAGAUUCGUUUACAUCGAAAAAUGUGCACAAUACUACUGCGUCAAUCGGUGAUUUACCGCUGAAAUUGAGACGACCAGAAUCGCCCAAUCCGUUUCUGAGAAUGCCAUCAGCUGAAAAUUUGAACGAAGGCAUCAUUCAAGGAUUCAAUAAUACUAAUAAAAGCGGGUCCUUUGAAAAUUUAGAAAGUUCGGGUAAUGUUGUGAGAACUGAACUGCAAGUUCUGCAAGAAAAUAUUUCUCAAAUCGUUGAAGAUUUCACUGAUUACGAUGAACUUGAGGAUACGCAUUCGAUCGCGCAUAACUGGUGGGUGGGAUUAGAUAUUGCCGAAACAGUGUGGGCUAACAAUAACAAUGUGAAAAAUAGUGAAAAUUUAUGGGAUGAUGUCGAAUGUGGAACUUGCGGUCAAGAUGGCGAGAAUAAUAUCCCGUGCACACCAACUCGAGCGCGCGGUGGAGGACUCAUGCAUAAAUCGAGCUCAAAAGAUAUUGAACUGCAAUAUCUAUCGCCUCAUAUUCGUUCUGAUGAUUCUUAUGGACAAGAUCUCUCAGAUCUCGCAGAAAAAGCUAUGAUGAACGAUAAUGCUUCUUCCUCUCGAACGAGUCCACAUCCUACGCCAUCUAAGGGUAUUUCUCAUCACGUGGUCACUCCUACGAAAGGCGCCGAAGCUGCGAGCAAUCUCUUAUUUCCAAAUCCGUCAUCUGCUCAAAAUACUCCUACCCGUAAGGCGCAUAGAAGACGACCGAGUGGUAUGGAUUUCGAAAAUGAAAAAGUAAAAACGCAAACGAUGGAGGCAGCGGCGGGAGUUUAUGAUGAUUCUUAUCAGUUUGCGAAGUGCUGUCCAGUACCAUCUGUUGACGACAGACGAUUCGUAUCGGCAGUGCAUUUUGUUGACGCGGAUGAAUUAGAGGAAGAAUUUGCGGGAGAAGGUGACUUUCAAAACAACGGAGACAUUAAUAUUCAACAACAACGAGAAAGAAUCGUGUCAGUACUCGUCCAAAAUUAUUGCGUGUUGAUGACAGAUGUUGGUGAUUCGCAAGGUCGAGGGGAUCCGUGGGAUGAUCUUCAACACGUAGAAAAGUUCUUUCGCGGAUUGUUUGGGGCUGAUUUUCUCAGAAUCAUUCCCUUGCACGACCACGAACGCGUCGAUUAUUUGCUCACUCUGCGCGAUGAAAUAAAAAACUCCCGAGAUCGAUUAAUGAUGACGCGGAGAAUUGGAGACAUGUACGAAAGAGCUGGGACCGGAUCAAAAGCAUCAAAUCGACGCGAAUUUCUCACGAAAAGGCUAAAAACGAUAGAUGCUGAAAUAUUGCGCGAGAGAAGAGCAGCCUUAUUCAAAGGCCCUGGACCUUCGUGCGUGAUUGCGUUUCGAUCUCAAUACGCUGCAGCAUGCGCUGCACAGUGUAGAAUUACUUCUCGAGGAGGAUCCUUUCAAAUCCAACCUGCGCCUGGACCGGAUGAUAUCAAUUGGCAAACUGUCUUACUGCGCAAAAAAGAGCGUAAUCGCAGGUCAUUAUUCGUGCUACCUCUGAUUGCGAUUAUAAUUUUUUUACCGAUGGGAACGCUCGCCGGUGUUCUGAAUACACUCUGCGCAAACGACGUGACAUCAUCAAGCGCAUCAGAAGCAACGACGUUAGAAUUUAUGAACUGGUAUUGCAAAAGUGAAGAUGCAGGAGUCGUAAGAGUAAUCGUGGGAUCGAUUUUACCGCCCAUCUUGCUCACGCUAUGGGAGACAUUCAUCAUGAGUUUUGGAUUACUUUAUCUCGUCCAAGCGCAAACGACUCACGUUUCGUUAUCAAAGACGGAUCAGCAAUUCACCAAGUUCUACUUUCUGUGGGCUUUUAUGAAUAUAUUCCUCGGUACUGUUUCGGGGUUCGCGUUUGAACGUUACUUGACGGCGUUGCAAACCGAAGGUCCAGAUGAAAUGUUAACGUUGCUUGGCUCAUCCUUACCUUUGACGUCAAAUUUCUUCCUCAUUUGGAUUUUAUUUCGAGGAAUUUAUUUACCAUCGCAACGCUUAAUCUUCCCGCAUCCUGGCGUACUGUGUAUGGCGGUGAACAAGUUUUGCUGUUGUUUGGGUUGCGCGGUCACACCACGCGACCGGACGGUGAAGUACUCGCCAAGGUCAGUUAGAGCUGGAAGAGAAGUUGGCGUUUUCGUCAUGGUGAUGCUCAUUGGUUUGGUUUUCGCUCCAGUUGCGCCGAUGAUCUCGCUACUUUCGACGAUUUUCUUCGUCUUCAACUUUAUAAUUUGGCGUUAUCACAUCUUAUACGUCUACGACAAGACGUAUGAAUCGAGUGGAUCGAUGUGGCAAACUGUUACGGACUUGACGAUAUAUGCACUUUUGAUCGCGCAAAGCUUUCUCUCUUUCGUCUUGCUAUCAAAGAGAGCUUAUGCCCCUUCUUUGGUUUUGUGGGUCACCUCAGUCCCAGUUUUAAUGCAAAACAAAGCAAAAUUUCGCAUGCGUCACGAAAAGUUGAAGUGGGCAGUACCUUUACCGCACGCCGCGGUCGCUCCGAGAGUUGAGUUUGAUCCGGUCGCAUAUCGGCAUCCGGCGUUGAAUGAAAACUCUUUCGGUUGGCAUCCAGAUGUCGGUAAAGUUUGGAGAGGAUAUAAAGACGUGACGAGCAAACGCGCGUUCGGUAGAAAGUUUCGUUACAAUUACUACAAUCCUCCUUCGUAA